GCUGCAGAAUGAAGUAGCGCAACAAACACCAGAGUGACUCCACCGCUCAGCAGCACCGCGCGAUGGUGCGCCUCAAGUCCGCGUCUCGCCACUCAACAGCGUUUCAACACACAAUCAAACUUGGGCACUUUUGAACCAAGUCCGGUCAAGCAUUGAGUCAAACUAAGCAAAAUGGACAACAAACUAUGUCCAGGAGAGUAAUUCAACUACGCAACGACGGAGCUCAUGGUGAUCUCCACAGGACGGACCAAACACGCGCCACGCACGCUCACAUCCGCUGUUGAGGAGACUUAUUGCGAGUGGAUCCCCAGUCGUUCCUGGCCAGCAGCGACGAGCGAACCGGAUCCCGCAGAUCAAUGAAGGAUGCGCGAGCGCACGCACAGUCGAUGAAGCCGGCUGCGGGAUCAUGCGUGUUCUGCCCGAGCCGAGCGCGCAGUCACUGCGGCUGGUCUUCCUCCUCGUCUUCGUAAUGGAUGUAGCCCCGUCCCCGGCUCUGACCGCCGGCUGCCCGGACCGCUGCGUGUGCGACGACCAGCUCGUGGUCCAGUGCGCCGGGCAACAGUUAAGCGACUUUCCUGUAGACCUCCCGCUGGCCACCCGGCAGCUGAUCAUCUCCAAUAACCGGAUCGGCGACCUGCCGGCGCUGCAGCUCAACUACCUGUCGGACCUGGUCUACCUGGACUGCAGCAACAACUCGCUGACGGAGAUCUCCGAGUCGACUUUUGGGAACCUGCGCAAGCUCGCCUACCUGGAUCUGUCUUUCAACAGCCUGGCGCAGAUCGAAGACCGGACGUUUGGGCCGCUGGCCAGCCUGGUGAUGCUGAGGAUGACGGAUAACCCAGGGCUGUCGGAGAUCCACCCGGACGCGUUCGCGGAGAACGCGGCGCUGCAGGUGCUGGACGUGAGCCGCAACAACCUGACGGCGCUCAACAUCAGCUCGCUGAUCGCGCUGCCGGCGCUGCGCUCUCUGGGGCUCAGCGGGAACCCCUGGAGGUGCGACUGCGACACAGAGGACCUGUGCCUCUGGAUCCAGAUUGAGGGCUUCAAGUUUCAAGAUGAGGGCCAGACGGUGUGCCAGGGGCCUCCAGACAUGCUAGGACAGCGUCUAGCAGAGGUGGGCAUGCAGCUGCGGUCUGAGUGCCACCAAGGCCUGGGCUACUGGGACUACCUGUUCUUCAUUGCAAUCGGCUUCGUCAUUUUCAGUGCCGGGACAGUGUCGGCUUGGGUCAUGGGCGUCCUCAUGGUCUUGUACGAGCGGUACAGCAAGAGGAAGAGCGAGGAGCUGGACAGCGACGAUGAGGAGGAAACGGUCACCCGAGGGCCUGGAGGCGGUGGAGGGAAUCACGGGAAUGGGGAUCUGAACAAACCAGGCAUGCAGGUGUGACCAGACGACAGAGGGAUGCUGGGAAAUCUCUGACGAGCAGACGGCGCUGUGGACACAGUCAAAAAGGAGUUUUCUUUUCUAAAAAGAGGUUUUAAGUGCACUUUUAUAGAAUGUGUCAACAUUAGUUUUAGAUUAAGAGAAGGGCAGGACAGGCAGAUUCGGCUCACUUCUGUUGUCAUAGCUGGACACAGACAGAGAAAGAUACCGUGUUCAGUGAAAUGUGUGCGUUUCUGACAGAUCUAGAGGUUAGUCUUGGAUAAAUUCAUAGAAGUAAUGCUCACGCACACAACGCUCUCCCCCAGUGUUAGUAAUGUAAUUGGGGCAGGGUGACAGCACUGUGUUUCACACUUAAUAGAGAGCCGUGAGACGAGAAAAAGAUAGAUAGGUAGAGAGGCUAAUCCGGUAACCUAUCUCAGCUUUUAUUUGCAAAGAGAGGAGUAUAUAUGGAAGAUAUACAAGGCAGUCUCUCCAGACUCAUGCAGUGUGAAAUGAACAAACGGAAGAUGGAAGACUCUUCUGAACUGUCUGCACAACUCCAUGGAAGGCUGGAAAUGCUUUUUUAAGGGGUCACAGACUGAGUGACUGCUCAAAUGAUGGAUUGAAAACAUUAUAUUACAGAGCUUAACAAUAGAGAUUGUUCACUGUUCAACAAGAAGGCCAGUAGAUUUCUUGCUCCUCGGCAAUGAGUAAAAACUGUAAAUUUAAUACUCGCAUACACACUAACAUUUUACUGUUGUGGUCAACGAUUACUUAUGUAAGGGUUUAAUACUUUGGUUAGUUAGCAAAGGUAACAGUAUAUACAGUUAAAGUCAGAAUUAUUAGCCCCCCUGUUUAUUUUU
Messenger RNA from Danio aesculapii, 2223 nucleotides. Its product is annotated as leucine-rich repeat-containing protein 52-like. Gene Ontology annotation, molecular function: voltage-gated potassium channel activity; potassium channel activator activity; transmembrane transporter binding. Gene Ontology annotation, cellular component: voltage-gated potassium channel complex. The coding region runs from base 407 to 1384 and encodes 325 amino acids. The record is from RefSeq and is a predicted model, not a curated record. NCBI's taxonomy places the organism in Eukaryota, Metazoa, Chordata, Actinopteri, Cypriniformes, Danionidae. The transcript is spliced from 2 exons.